This is a messenger RNA of Synchytrium microbalum, 708 nucleotides long. RefSeq lists its product as uncharacterized. The record is from RefSeq and is a predicted model, not a curated record. Gene Ontology annotation, cellular component: nucleus; cytoplasm; microtubule plus-end. Gene Ontology annotation, biological process: tubulin complex assembly; post-chaperonin tubulin folding pathway; cytoplasmic microtubule organization. The transcript has 6 exons. Gene Ontology annotation, molecular function: microtubule plus-end binding; alpha-tubulin binding. NCBI's taxonomy places the organism in Eukaryota, Fungi, Chytridiomycota, Chytridiomycetes, Synchytriales, Synchytriaceae. The coding region runs from base 1 to 708 and encodes 235 amino acids.
AUGCCAUCUGUCGUAACCGUCUUUGUGACAUCAGAGGGAGUCAGCUCGGAACGGAGAUUCGAUAAGGGCAUCACUAUUGCCACAUUAAAGGAACGAUUAGAGCCAAUUACAGGCGUUCCAGCAUCUACAAUGAAGAUCAAUUUAUAUUCCCAAACGGAUGUCUUGAUGGGCAAUCUGUCUGAAGAUGAACGGAUGUUGGGCUUUUAUCCUGUUGCUGAUUUCAUGCGCUUGGAUGUCGUGGACUUGAAUCCAUACAAGACGAAAAACCUAUACACGGAUGUCUCUGCUGUAGAAAAGUUUGAGAUUACUGAUCAAGAUUAUUCUAAACGAUCUGAUUCGGUUCGAGCAUUCAUGAAACAAAACAAGAUGGGCAAAUACUCUGAUGAGGCGAACAAGCCACCAGAUCAUGACUUGUAUGCGAAUGAGGCUUCACAGAUACCACUGGAUAGUAGAUGUGAAGUGGAUGGAGAAUAUGGGGUUGCUAAGAGAGGGGUUGUGAGGUUUGUUGGACGAGUGGAAGGCCUCAAACCGGGAUUCUUUAUUGGUGUAGAGUAUGAUGAACCUGUUGGCAAACAUGAUGGAACCGUCAAGGAUGUACCAUACUUCAAAGCUAAACCCAAGCAUGCUUCAUUUGUGAGGCCAGAUAAAGUGAGAGUUGGGGAUUAUCCUGAGAUUGAUAUUAUGGAUGAAGAUUUUGAUGAAAUGUAA